Messenger RNA from Salvelinus sp. IW2-2015, 2623 nucleotides. NCBI's taxonomy places the organism in Eukaryota, Metazoa, Chordata, Actinopteri, Salmoniformes, Salmonidae. The record is from RefSeq and is a predicted model, not a curated record.
AUGCAGGAGUUGGAGCUGAGGGUGACAGAGUCUGACCAACGGCUGAGAGUGCUAGAAACAGGUACAAUCCAUGUCAUGGAAGAGAAGCUGAAAUAUGCAAACGUACAACCCAGUGAAUCAGAGAACUCAGUGUUCAGAAGGUACCAGGACCUGACCAAUCAGGUGCAGGAGAAAGAUGCAGUGAUAAAGAGAUUAGAGGUGCAGCUGGAAAAACAGAUCUUAGUCAGAGCCCAGGAGGCUAAGAUCAUUGAGGAGAAGGCUGCUAAAAUCAAAGACUGGGUUACGUUUAAGCUACGAGAGAUGGAGAUUGAGAACCAGCAGCUGAAAUUGUCCAACCUGAAGCAGGCAGAACAGAUGAUGAUGCUGCAGGACAAACUGCAAGCUCUCCUGGAGAAGCCUUCAUCUCCCCUCCCCCCCACCUCUCCUUCCACAGACACCCACCAGGUACCCCCCAGCCCUCUGUACCCCUCAUGCUGUCCUGGGACCCCACCUGUCCAGGAGGAGACAGGCUGGGGGAGACAGACAGGUCCAGGGGACAGAGCAGAGCAGCCCUGUAAACCCAGAGGAGACAGAGGAGACGCAACAGGCCACGGCACUGUGACAGUAACCCUGCCAGACACUCCCUCUCUGGGCAGCAAGGGCAGGGAGGCUGGGGCUGGACCUGCUAGUCCUGUUCCAACCACUGGAGGUCAAGACCAACCACUAGGUAGCGCUACUCCCAGAGAUCACUCCUCGGACGAGCUCAACAGCAGGUUCCGCUCCCAACGUCUCCACUCUUCCUCCUCUUCCUCUUCCUCCUCCUCAUCUUCCUCUGCCUGUGAAACAACCCACGGGGGUCCCAGGACCCCUGAUAUCCCUACCUCCACCUCCACCCCCAAAAACCCUCUCCUCUGCCGCUCUCCAUCUAACUCCCACCCCUUCCAGACCCACGCCCAGCCCCUGGCACUACCCUCCCAUACUGGGACCAGCAUGACCCUACCCAAGGUGCGGACGCCUCUGACCCCACGAGACAGCAUUCAGCUGGUGAAGAAACACUACAGUCAGCCCCAGCCUGGAGGUGUGGACCGGCUGCACCACCUCAACGUCCCCAGUCAGCCCCAGUCUGGAGGUGUGGACCGGCUGCUCCACCUCAACGUCCCCAGUCAGCCCCAGCCUGGAGGUGUGGACCGGCUGCUCCACCUCAAGUCCCCAGUCAGCCCAGCUGGAGGUGUGGACCGGCUGCUCCACCUCAACGUCCCAGUCAGCCCCAGUCUGGAGGUGUGGACCGGCUGCUCCACCUCAACGUCCCCAGUCAGCCCCAGCCUGGAGUCAGCCCCAGCCUGGAGGUGUGACCGGCUGCUCCACCUCAACGUCCCCAGUCAGCCCCAGCCUGGAGGUGUGGACCGGCUGCUCCACCUCAACGUCCCCAGUCAGCCCCAGCCUGGAGGUGUGGACCGGCUGCUCCACCUCAACAUCCCCAUAGACAUCAUGACUGCUUCCAGCUCCCAGAGCCUUGCAUCUCCCUCCACCUGCAGUCACUUCCUGGUGGAGACAGAUAUAGAUGACGGGCUGCCUGACAGUAUGGAGGGGGUGGUAGAGGGGGCAGAGGGUCCUCCCCAGGAAGGAGUGUCGUUUGUUGGGUUGGCUGAGGGUCUGGAACUGCUGGAUCCGGAGGUUCUGAAACCCCCCACCCCGCCUCUGCACCGCUUCCCCUCCUGGGAGAGCCGUAUCUAUGCUGUGGCCAAGUCAGGGAUGACAGUAUCGGAGGCGACCACAGGAGCCAGAGGUCCUGGUCCAGGAAAACCACAGUACCCUGCCGCAGGACCAUUCACUCACCUGAUUUACAAGAACAUCACUGUACCCGUGUAUACCACACUGAAAGGGAAAGCCACUCAGAUCAGCAGUGUGCCCCUGCAUGAUGAUGACUCUGGUUCGGAGGAUGACAGUGGCUCUCUGGCCAGCCUCAGGACCUCCAGCCUGGGCCCAGAAAGGAAGGGCAGCACCCCCGGGAGCCCCCGCGCCGUCAAGAGGGGUGUGUCCAUGUCAUCCAUUAGCUCUGAAAGUGACUACGCCAUCCCUCCUGACGCCUACUCCCUGGAAUCGGACUACUCUGAGCCAGAACACAAGGUCCAGAGAACAUCUUCAUACUCCUGCGAGAGCCUGCGAGAGCCUGAGAUGCUGGAGAAGUCAGGCUACCUGCUGAAGAUGGGCAGUCAGGUUAAAGCCUGGAAGAGACGCUGGUUCAUCCUGAGGAACGGAGAGAUCUUCUACUACAAGUCUCCGAGCGAUGUGAUACGGAAGCCUCAGGGUCAGAUGGAGCUGAACUCUUCCUGUCGCAUCGCCCGUGGAGAAGGAGCACAGACCUUCCAGUUGAUAACAGAGAAGAAGACAUUCUUCCUGACGGCMGACUCUCCCAACAUCUUGGAGGAGUGGAUCAGAGUUCUACAGAACAUCUUCAAGGUCCAAGCCAGCAGCCCCGUCGCCAUGGAGACCACCACCGCCAAACCCACCGUGAGGGGCUGGCUCACUAAGGACACCUGGCUGUACCACCUGACAGUCGCGGCAGGCAGCAGUGCCAGCUUCAAGGUGGGCACAGAGUACGAGCAGCUGGUCGGGAACCUCCUAGACGUAGAGGGAGAUCCAG